AAAGAGCUGAUCCGAAAGAGACGUGAAGAGCUCAAGCAUGCUCAGGACAUCCGCGAAAUGUAUGAGAGUAAGUUGAAACGGACCAACAAAAUGUACUCCAAGCUGACCGAAUGUAUGAACGAGUUGCUACUGAAAGAAAAGGAACUGGACCAGCGACUGCGAAUGCUUGAUGAACAACAACGUUACUAUCCAUAUUUGUAUCCAAGCACAAGCCGACCUACUGUAGUUCGCGCUGGACCACGAACUAUGAGGGGCUCAGAGCAAGAGUACGUAUCUACUGCACCGCAGUCGACGCUUCUUACGGUAUGGACGUAUCGUCAAGUGAGGAGGAACUACCUGAGUAUGUUCGCGGCUCCCCGUAUAGAUGUAGUCAGGCCAGUAGCCUUCUCUCGUAGCCCUUACAUGCGGCAUUCCUCUUCUUCGCAACAUUGUUCCGAGCUUGUUCGGAACUCACCAGCACGGACCAGUGGAAUGUCUGAAGACAGUGGUGUACAUAUGUGGAAUGAACCUCCUGUGCUUCAGGGAGGACAACCAGUAGGUGUCAUUGAUACCUUUUCCGUUGUCUACUCACAGACCAUAUUCCGUAAUGUGGAUGGUCGUUGGUCAGAUAGUCGAAUAGUACAGCGAAGGAAACCAAAGCGUUCAACAAACACAAACUUCCAACGGGAUAGUCCAGCUCGAAUACCGCAAAGUAGGUCCAAGCCCUUGAUUUUUGUACGGCAUGCGCACCCCGGAAGACAUUCUCAGGGAAGAAAAAAGCGGGGUUUGCCACAAAAGGGCGUGGCCAGGAGAUCUCUAGAGCUCUUCUUAAAUCAUUAUGUUUCAGGUCGUUCCAAACAACGAGCUUCCUAUCCAUCGCCCAUGCAUCUAGAUCUGGAAAGUUGCUGUACGUGUAACAAUGAGAAUUGCCCCCGACAAUUACGGUAUGUUCCUGCGUCUUACUGUAGCAUUUCCAUCAAUCAGCUAUCGACUAGGGCCCGUUCAAUGAUCCAUGAACGUUUAUCCCAUUCACCGACGUCUUGCGAGGAUCCAACCGAACUGAGCGUUACAAAUCUGCCGGCAUCUACUUCUUACGAGGAGGCACUUCGACAUGCGGCGGAUUUACCAUCUUCAUCGUCUGAACAUCGUUUGGCUACUGUAGUUGAGCCAACGUCUUCGAAAAAUAUGGGCUAUACAAAUCCAAUCUUCAUCUCACCCGUCACCUCAUUUGACCAUCCAAUGUCAUCACCCGAAUCACCAACAAGUCCGAUAUCGCCCAUAAGUCGAAAACCAUCUGGACAAAUGGCCAACGUCGAUCCAAAUAUCAAUUUGUUCUCGCUUGACGAUGAUAAUUCUCACGAGCGCAAAGAACAUAAUCAGUCGGACGCAUCGGGAGAAAAUAGCACGGAUGACGAAAAAGACGAAGAGAAUGGAAAUGUCUUGGAUUCAUCACUGGAUUCACAGAAAGCUUUUAGCGCUUUGACAAAAACCAGCAGCGAAGAGGACAGUUCUGGGAAACGGAAACGCGAAUUAAUUAUGCUGACGUCCUCGUCAACCAUGGCUUCAUCAUUGGAACGAUCUCUCGAACAAGGCGCUAUGCAUUCCGAUGGACUUAGCGAUAAGGAACGUCGCGUACGGGCUGUCAAAAACACAAUCCGCGGACAUCGGCGGACACAAUCGGUAUGUGGAGAAUUUCGGAAAAUUCGCAGUUUUCUGUGA
Cylicostephanus goldi is the source of this 1698-nucleotide messenger RNA. Lineage: Eukaryota; Metazoa; Nematoda; Chromadorea; Rhabditida; Strongylidae. The record is from the annotation of a GenBank genome assembly.